Setaria italica (foxtail millet) is the source of this 1394-nucleotide messenger RNA. RefSeq names its product peroxidase 1. Gene Ontology annotation, molecular function: heme binding; peroxidase activity. NCBI's taxonomy places the organism in Eukaryota, Viridiplantae, Streptophyta, Magnoliopsida, Poales, Poaceae. The record is from RefSeq and is a predicted model, not a curated record. Gene Ontology annotation, cellular component: plant-type cell wall; plasmodesma. Gene Ontology annotation, biological process: hydrogen peroxide catabolic process; response to oxidative stress. The transcript has 2 exons. Bases 126 to 1145 code for a protein of 339 amino acids.
UGCAACAGAGUAUGGCACCGCAGUAUAGUAUACAUAGGAGCAGUGGGCACCCAUCUCGCUGCCCGUUGGAGCGCAGCUAGCACAGUAGCACCACUACCCAUCCACUUGCACUAGCAGCUAGCCAGAUGGCCGCGGCGGCGACCGUCAGGACGCGCUCGCUCGCCGGCGGCGUUGUGCCGGUGGCACUACUGCUACUCGUCUUGUGUACCGGAUCAUCAUCAGCUGCAGGGCAGCUCGAUGUGGGCUACUACAACAAGACGUGCCCGGCGGCGGAGGAGAUCGUGCGCAACGAGACGGCGGCGGCCGUCACGGCGUCGCCGGACCUCGCCGCCGCGCUGCUCAGGCUGCACUACCACGACUGCUUCGUCCAGGGCUGCGACGCGUCGGUGCUGCUGGACUCGACGCCCAACAACACGGCGGAGCGGGACGCCAAGCCCAACGGCAGCCUCCGCGGCUUCGACGUCGUGGCCCGCGUCAAGGACCGGCUCGAGCAGGCGUGCCCGGGCACCGUCUCCUGCGCCGACAUCCUGGCCCUCAUGGCCCGCGACGCCGUCUCCCUGGCGAAGGGCCCCUCGUGGCCCGUCGCCCUGGGCCGCCGCGACGGCCGCAUCUCGAGCGCCGGCAGCUGCGGCGAGCUUCCCCCGCUGCACGGCGACGUGGGCCUCAUGGUCCAGGCCUUCGCCGCCAAGGGCCUCGACCUCAAGGACCUCGUCGUGCUCUCCGGCGCGCACACGCUCGGCAAGGCGCACUGCUCCUCCUACGCCGACCGCCUUUACGCCUCCGCCGGAUGCAGCACCCCCGACCCGGCCCUCGACGCCCGCUACGCCGACAGGCUGCGGAUGCGGUGCACCAGCCCCUACGCCGACGACAACAGCACCACCACCACGGAGCUCGACCCCGGGAGCUCCGACACCUUCGACACCAGCUACUACCGCCACGUCGCCCGCCGCCGCGGCCUGCUCCGCUCCGACGCAUCACUCCUCGACCACCGCUUCACCAGGGCUUACGUGCUCCAGGCCGCCUCAGGCAGGUACGACGGACACUUCUACCACGACUUCGCCGUCUCCAUGGCCAAGAUGGCCGCCAUCGGCGUGCUCACCGGAGACCAGGGAGAGAUCAGGAGAAAGUGCAACGUCGUCAACUGACAUGGAUUGGAUUGGAUUGGAUUGGAUUACUAGCUACUUCAGUGUUAAUUAGUUGUUACAGCCUGCCCUAUAUAUCUUGUGUUUAAUCGUAGGAGUAGCUAAUAGCUAGCUACCAUCUCGAAAUGUCAUCGAUCGAUCCGCAUGCAUGCUGAGUGAUGAUGGACUACUUUGUACUAAAAAAAAAAACUAGCUAGCUAGGAUAUAUACAUUUCAUUUCAUUUUAUUUCAUUCUUCUCUGCUUCUUGCAUA